Hirsutella rhossiliensis is the source of this 3192-nucleotide messenger RNA. RefSeq names its product ATP-dependent DNA helicase PIF1. The record is from RefSeq and is a predicted model, not a curated record. NCBI's taxonomy places the organism in Eukaryota, Fungi, Ascomycota, Sordariomycetes, Hypocreales, Ophiocordycipitaceae. The transcript is spliced from 3 exons. The coding region runs from base 1 to 3192 and encodes 1063 amino acids.
AUGAUGUGCUACCGGAAGCGCGCGAGAAAAGAGCUGAGGGAGAUUGCAUGGGGCCAGUGGCUGUCAAGCCCUAUCCCUAAGGCCAGGCGGUCGCCGUUUGCGUGCCGGAGUUGCUUCCCCGAGGGCGAGCCUGUCCCGGUCUGCGCAGAGUGUUCUCGACGCUUGGCGCGCGGGGUGCUGUCGCCAGCGGCGCAACUUCACAGACGUCUCGGUUGUGAGCACACGUUCCCGGACGAGCUAAAGGGCCUGACGCCGGUGGAGGAGAAGCUGAUCGCGCUGAACUCGUGCUACGGAUUCGUCACCAGGUACAACGUCUCAGGCGGCCAGAAGCAGACGCUAAGAUAUCCCAAGCACGUCAAGGGCCACAUCACGGUGUUCCCCAACAAUGUGCAAGAGCUGGCGACGAACGUGCUGCCGCACCCUCUCUUCCAGGUAAUGGACGAGAUCCACGUCUCGUGGCAGGGGGCGCUAAGGCCGACACCGAGCGACCUGUCGAGUCUCCUAUCGGUGAGGCGGCGAGUCGUCGAGAGGGCCCUUGUCUGGUUGAAGAGGAACAACCCCCACUACGCCGAGAUCGAGAUCGACGCGGCAGAGAUGGAGAGCUGGGGAGACCCGGCCCACGGGGUGCCGGCGUUGGUGUACGAGCGCCUGGAGCGGAACGAGCCGUCGGCGUGGGAGAAGACGCGGACGGCGCACGUCGUUCCGCCGACGGAGCGGGCCAUGGACGACGAGGGGGCGGUAGAGAUCGAAGAAGUCCUCGCCAUGCUCAACAAAGGGGAAAGCACGACGAGUCGCGAGGCCUCCGGGCCAGAGUUGAACGAGGUGGAUGAGGUGCGUGGACAGAGCCACGGCGAAGUUGACCAUGACGCGAAGACGAUCAACGAGCUGCGGUUCGCAUGCGAUGCCGUUCGCCAAGGCGCAGCCGACGAUGGUACGGGCCCGAGAACGUGGGUCGAAUCCUCGACAAGGGGGCAGCCGGGGCACGUCGAUGGUUCUGAGCCAUUCAUCCAUGUCCGCCGCGGGGAUGAAUUCGCCGACUCGUUCGAAGCCUCCUUCUUCGCAAAGGCCUUUCCCACGCUAUUACCAUUCGGUGUUGGAGGGCCGCGACCCGUCGAGGAAGCAAGCGUGCGGUUGGGCAGAGGCGCGGCCAACACGAGCGAGCCAGAGGCGGGGACGCAGGAUCUCCUGUCAUCCCGAAACAUGAGCCUUCGGACGUGGGCCGACACGGUGCUGCGACGCCACGGCGGCCGGUUCGCGACGCACCACAUCUUCGCGUUCCUCGUCUUCAACAUGGGCGUGCGGUCGAGAAACCGUCGCGUCAGCAUGCUGAGCGUGACGAGGAAGAACUUCCGCAAGGUGGAGCAAAUCGUACGGUCGCUGACUGCAGACGGAUUAGCGGCAGCUAGAGCCGAGCUGGAGAGCACAGGCAAGACGACCGACGACGGCGUGAAGGAGCUUCUCAGGAGCCUUUCGCUGUAUGGUUAUCGUCAGCCCAUGUCCAGAGAGCUCCGUCUCAGCAUGCGGCACAAGAUCCUGGCGCUCAUCGUCCGCUACGGCGUGCCCGCGAUCUGGUUCACGAUCAACCCAAACGACAUUACGAACCCGGUGAAGCUCCGACUGGCAGCGUACCGCACGCGCGACCCUGAGGCGGCCGAGGAGUUCCUGCGGAGCCUCGAUAUGUCGUUCAAACGGGUGCGGCUAUCCAUCUCCGACCCGAUGAGCUCAGCCAUGUUCUUCCACCGGGAGAUGACGCUGUUCUUCGAGCAUUACGUAAAUGCAGGGGGGGAGUCGGUGUUCGGGCGCCUCAGCCAGUACUACGGUGCCGUGGAGACCAACGAACGAGGAUCCCUUCACGUCCACGGGCUGCUCUGGCUACACGGGAACGCGCACCCGAGCUCGAUGCUCGCCGACGCCCACGGCGAGGGACAAUCGGCGUACCGCGAGCGGAUCGUCCGCUAUGUCGAUAGCGUCUUCUGCGAGGACUUGGACCAGGAAGGGUUUUGCGCCGUCCGGGCGGAGCGUUCGGUGACGUCUGAUGUCUCAUCCCUGCUAGACAGCGCCGAGCGGUUCUCGGCCGCCUUCGAAGAGGAAGCCAACUUCUGCGCCGGGGCGACGCAGAUCCACACCCAUAGCCCGACAUGCGUCAAGUACUCCCUCGGCAACAAGGGGCGAAAGGCCGACCUCUGUCGCUUCAAGGCGCCAUGGAAGCUGGUCGAGAAAACAACGUUCUCACAGGACGGCGUGCUGCGGAUCCGCAGGACGCAUCCCAUGGUGAAUCGAUGGAACAAGGCCAUCGCCGUAGGGCUCCGCCACAACCAUGAUAUUUCCUUCAUAGCGACGCAGCGGAAGACCAUGGCCCUCGUCUAUUAUGUCACGAAUUACGCGACCAAAGUAGAGGACCCGACGUGGAAGCGCGUCGCCGCGGCCGCGGAAGACCUAGACCUCCUCAACUCGAGGUGCCACCGGGAAGACAGGCGGAUCCCGUGGGAAACGGGCAUCACCGUGGUAACGCCGCUGAACAGGAACCGGUGGAACCUCAACAUGGAGGCGAGCUUGGCGUUCCGGAUUCUGCAGCAAACGACGAUGCGUGUCUUCAUCUCCGAGCACAAGUGGAAGGACGGCCUGCCGACCGAGGAAGAGGCCAUCAUGAUGCUGAACCAGGGCGACGACAGCGCGAUCCCGGUGCCGGCCAUCUUCAUGUUCGUGGCCGGGAUGGCGGCCGUCGUGAAUCACAAUACCCAUCAGGGGCUCAAGUUGGUGAACGGUGCCAGCUACACGGCGGUGGAGGUAAUCGUCGACAAGGCGUACCCGGGGCAUCGGAUCUCGGCCGACACGACGAUCCACUUCGGGCCGCCGGCGGCGAUUAUACUGGGGUCGGAGACGACGAAGGAUUUCCACUUCGUCGGGAUGCCGCCCGGCACGAUCCUCCUGACGCCCAUGAGCGUCAGGAUCCAGCGUCAGCGGAAGCGACCGUGGCAGCAGAACGACGUCAGCCGCAAGGGCCUGCCGUGCGCCGCCGCCUUCGCGUGCACGGAUUACAAGGUGCAGGGGGGGACUCUGGAGCGCGUCGCGCUCGAGUUACAAGGGACGAGGACGACAAACGUCGGCGGACGCGCCGUCCCCUCGCAGUGCGACCCGUACAGCCUGUUAGGGGUGAUAGACGAAGGUGAAGAUUUUGAAGAUUUUGAAUGA